AUGGCGGACGAGGAGAGUAGCCCCCUCCUGGCCGAGCAGGCUAGGGAGGAUGCCACCGCGCACAGCGGAUGUGGAUCUGAGCACAUCAAGAAGGCGGAGGUCUGCAAGGAUCCUGCGGCUCCUCCCCUGGGUGCCGCGUCGCCGGGAUCUGCCGGAGGGUGGACGGUGGACGGGCUGCCGCUAGGGCACGCCAGCGUCAUGGGGGAGCCGGUGGGCCGCGGUCACUGGGACUCUGGUCUGUUCUCUUGCCUCGGGCGCAGUGAUGAGUUCUGCAGCAGCGAUCUUGAAGUCUGUACGUACAAUUAUCGACACUUACCUUUUCCUCUCUUCGUGAAGAAUAAAUCGUAGGUCUGUAGAUUUAUAUCAGAACCGCUCUCUUUGAGAAUGAUAGGUCCAGUAAUUGAGGUCGUAUUAUAUAGAUUGAUUCCAUUUGGUAGGCCGUUGUCUUCGUCUGUUUUCUCUUUUCCUGUUUGCUAGCCGGGACAAUUAACCUUCUUACUUUUUAAUGAGAUUUUGAUAUAUUCUUUAAAUUUUAUGCUUGCUGGUAAAUGUUUUGUCCUGGCCUUUUUUCCGUCCCUCGUAUUCACCUUUCUGCAAGAAGGGUUUCUAAUUAGGGGAUCGAGAUGUACUUGGCGUCUAUCACCUCUAACUGAUGACUUUUCUCCGCGGCUUAAUCAAACAUUCAGGAAGAUGAUAGAAGAUGAGCCGAUGGGCAUCAAUAGAGUUUGGAAGAUGUCCUUUGUCUGUCAAAUAUCCUAUUUCACCUUUUUCUGGUCCCAGACCAGGGGCCCUAGAAGUAUCGACGUUAAGUAUAUGUCGUUUUGCCUCAAAUACGCUUUAUUUCUUGGCUUUCUUUCAUUUGGAAUCUUCCGUAUCUGUUUCCCAUCCAAUUAGUUUGGAAAUCGAUGAGAUUAGAGGUCGGUGAUCCUCAGCCUAUGAUUAUUUUCCCAUUUAUUUGGGGAUAUUUUUCCCUCCCCAAAGCAGUAAACUGUCGUUUCUCAUUCUUUCUGCUUUUGCAAACCCCCAUCGCUUGAAGCAUCAGACAAGUAUCACUUUUUCCUGCAGUUUUGUUUUUUCAUUGCGUUUGCACGAAUUUUAUUGUGUGAUAAACUUGGUGCCAUAUUAAUCACAGGGAAUCCACUCUUUUAAUCUUUCACACAGGCAUAUUGUGAUGAUCGCGAUUGUAAUGCAAAUAUUGUGAUAAUUGGAAACUUUUUUCCCUACCUUUCAUCUCAGCUGACAUUCGGUUCAUUUUAGGUCUUCUUGGAAGUGUUGCUCCUUGUGUUCUUUAUGGUGGCAAUGCUGAGCGGCUUGGAUUGUCUUCGGGGUCUUUUGCAAAUCAUUGCGUGGCAUAUACAGGCCUUUAUAUGCUUGGGAAUUCAUUUUUUGGUUGGAAUUGCCUGGCCCCAUGGUUUUCUUACCCUACCCGCACAGCGAUUCGUCGUAAAUUCAACCUUGAGGUAAGCUUCUGCCUUAUAUUACAAUAAAAACAGUUCUCUCAGUUCUCCCCAUGAUUUAAUUUUCCUGAUGGGUUAUCUGCGCGUAUUCACAAUGCCAAAAUCCAAGAUAGUUUUGUUUGUUAGGGUAUCUUCCAUUGUUGUAUGAUCGUAGCUCGUGCCCGUGCGUUAAUCAGAUGGUCUAGAUAGAGAGAAAGGGGGGGCGGGUGCCACCAGAGAUAGAGAGGAAACUUGGUGCAUAAUGAAAUCGGAGGAAGAAAGUGUUUUUGGAGAGUCAGAAGGAAAGCAAACGAUUAAGUCUGUUGAAUUCACCGGCUACGUCUACUGUCAUAUUAGUACAGUUAAAAAUUGGCCGUGUUAGCUGUAGUUCUUUCAGUAGAACAACUCAAGCUCUUGCCAAUUGAAACGCCACGUGCUUAUCGCUAAACACCCAUCACUCUGUGAGCAGGGCAACUUCGAGGCGUUCUCCAAAUCCUGCGGGUGCUGCGGCAACAUGGUGAAGGACGAGGUACAGCGCGAGCAGUGCGAGUCCGUCUGUGACUUCGCCACCCACUUGUUCUGCCACCCGUGCUCCCUCUGCCAGGAAGGGAGGGAGCUGCGCCGCAGGGUGCCGCAUCCAGGGUUCAACGGGCGUUCUGCACUGGUCAUGCUACCCCCGGGGGAGCAGACGAUGGGCCGCGGCGCCUAG
Molecule: messenger RNA, 2145 nt
Organism: Spirodela intermedia
Lineage: Eukaryota; Viridiplantae; Streptophyta; Magnoliopsida; Alismatales; Araceae
Source: the annotation of a GenBank genome assembly